AGAUGUGGUGCUUACUCCGAGCGUAUCAAUUCCUUUACCUUGUCUUGUUCUUCUUGCUUUUUCAAGCUAAUCUGUCAUCCUAUUCUUCUUCUUCUCCAAUAACUCAGCUUUGCUCUCACGAUCAAGCUGUUAAACUGAUCCAGUUCAAGAACUCUUUUGCCAUUGAUAAAACUUCUUCUUCGGACUGUGACUAUUUUGGCAUUAAAUCUUAUCCUAAGACAAAUUCAUGGAUGGAAGGUACGGAUUGCUGCUCAUGGGAUGGGGUGACUUGUGAUAAUAUAAAAGGUCAAGUGAUUGGCCUUGACUUGAGUUGCAGUUGGCUAUAUGGCAUCAUCCCCUCCGAUAGUAGUCUCUUCCAUCUUUCACAGCUUCAGAAACUCAACCUUGCCUUCAACAAUUUUGAAGGUUCCGAGAUGUCACCUAAGUUUGGUGAGUUUUCAAGUCUAGUGUAUUUCAACCUCACUAGAUCACACUUUGCAGGACAAGUCCCAUCCCAAAUCUCCCUCUUGUCAAAAUUGGUAACACUUGAUCUCUCUCAAUUUCCGCUUUCUGACGGAAACUAUCGAACACUAGACAAACAUACUUUGGAAGGACUUGUUCACAAUCUAACUGAGGUCAGACAACUUUUUCUUGAUGGAAUCGACAUGUCUUUUAUUAAUCCUAAUGUCUUUUGGAAUCUAUCCUCAUCUUUAAGGUCUCUAAGUCUGAAUGAUUGUGGUUUGCGACGAAAAUUCCCAGAAAACGUUUUCCACCUGCCAAACCUCAAGUUGCUCAAAUUAGGAUUCAACAGGAACCUCAGUCUCAAUCUUGUACAAUUCAAUCGAAGCAGCCAUCUCAAACUUUUGGAUCUAUCAUCUAUGUCCUUCUCUAGAGAAUUGUUUGAAUCGAUUGGCAAUUUAGUAUCUUUGGAGCAUUUGGAUUUAUCAUACGCAUUUUUCUCAGGAGGAGGAUUGCCCAAUUCAAUCGGGAACCUUAUUUCCUUGAAGUAUUUGUGUCUCUUAAAUUCCAACCUAUCGGGACCAAUUCCGAGAUCAUUGGGGAAUCUCUCGCAACUCAGUUAUUUGGACUUGUCAGAGAACUCUUUUAGUGGAUCAAUUCCAUCGUCACUCACAAACCUAAAGCAACUUGAAUUCUUCUGCAUUUUUGAAAAUAUGCUAGAAGGUUCCAUUCCAGAUGAGGUAACUGCUUUUCCUAAUCUAAUCUUGCUAGACUUGAGUUCAAAUUUACUUAUUGGAACACUUGUAUCAUGGUUGUAUACCAUUUCCUCCUUAAAGUGCAUACGUCUCUCUCAUAACCUAUUCAGUGGCCAUAUCAAAGAAUUCCAAUACAACUCUCUGGAAGUGAUAAUGUUAGAUAAUAAUAAACUCCAAGGUCCUAUUCCAUUUUCAAUAUUCCAACUCGUGAACCUUAAUUAUCUCUCUUUAUCAUCAAAUAAUCUAAGUGGUAUUGUAGAGUUUAGCAUGUUCUCCAAACUCCAAAAUCUUCGGGUGCUUGAUCUUUCAUCUAACAGUCUAUCCUUAAACUCUAAUGGCACUAAUGCUUUUUAUACAUUGCCUAAUCUUUCAUAUUUGGAUUUGUCUUUUUGCAAUGUUAGCAAAUUCCCCCAGUUCUUAAGAGGCUCUGAAAGUUUGAAUCAUUUAGGCCUUUCCAAUAAUAGAAUUUAUGGCAAGAUUCCAAAGUGGAUGUGGAAUGUGGGGAAGGGCUCUUUGACUUACUUAAAUCUAUCUCACAACUCUUUGACAUACAUUGAGCAACUUCCAUGGGAAGCAAUUACAUUUCUUGACCUAAGCUCCAAUUUGAUUCAUGGAGAUCUUCCAAUUCCACCUUUCAGAACAUCUGCCUUUUUUAUCUCAAAAAUAGGUUGA
Messenger RNA from Durio zibethinus, 1865 nucleotides. The record is from RefSeq and is a predicted model, not a curated record. NCBI's taxonomy places the organism in Eukaryota, Viridiplantae, Streptophyta, Magnoliopsida, Malvales, Malvaceae.